AUGCAGGGUUAUCAAAGGAAUUUCGAGGAGCAGCGCGACCAGAGGGAGGAGGAGACGAUUGUCGUCGACUUGGUACCACCACAGUACCAACUCAGCCCACCUCACAGUCCUACACCUGGAAAUAUCUCAAAGACAUCGGAGAAAGACACUUCGCCGACGCAUCAACAGCAACAGCAGCAACCGUUGGCCUCCAUGGACCCAAACAUCAGACGCUAUAGAACCGCUUUCACCCGGGAGCAACUGUCUCGAUUGGAAAAAGAGUUCCAUCGGGAAAACUAUGUCAGCCGUCCACGGAGAUGCGAGCUCGCUGCUCAACUGCACCUGCCGGAAUCGACGAUCAAGGUCUGGUUCCAGAACCGUCGCAUGAAGGACAAGCGGCAACGGAUGGCGAUGGCUUGGCCGUACGCGAUGUACACGGACCCAACCCUCGCGGCGACAUUGCUGGCCGCAGCGACCGCCACGCUGCCGCCUCCGCCUUACCACGGUGCCCCAGGUCUGCCACCCACUCACCUGGCACCCAGCUACCCGGCAGCCGCCGCGGCAGCUUACUACGCCGCCAGGUACACGCCGUACUCGGGUGGAGUGCCGACGAGCAGCGCGUCGUCGCUGCACCGGCCUCAUCCCCGCGCAGCGGCGGUGUACCCGAAUCACGCUCACCUUCUGCAGCCUCACCCCUCGCUGGCGCCGCUACACUUGCCCGGCUUGGGCGUUCCUACGGUCGCCAAUACCGCCUUCCCGGUAAACAACACCCCCACCACGGUCGCGACCAGCUACAGGCCGACCUUGCUGCCCGAGCUGAGUCCGGUGAACUCGGACGCUUCCAGCGACUGCGACUGCGUCGCCGCGCAACAGCCCCAUCUCGCAGUCCACCAUCAUAACGGGCAGCUCAUGCACGAGAAGACCUCGCCACCCCCGAUGCCGCCGACCACGCACCCCUCGGUGCAAAUCAAGCUCCCGACUGGGAUCAGCCUCGCCGGACUGCCGACCGGCAUGUCCACGAUCGGGGCUUUCGAGAGCAAGACCGCUUACUCGGGACUGGGCUCCACGACCAGCGUCGUCCAGGCCAACAAGAUGGAACCGCCGAAACUGUUCCAGCCUUACAAGAAUGACAUCUCCGAGAGGGCGUAA
Nomia melanderi (Alkali bee) is the source of this 1128-nucleotide messenger RNA. NCBI's taxonomy places the organism in Eukaryota, Metazoa, Arthropoda, Insecta, Hymenoptera, Halictidae. The record is from RefSeq and is a predicted model, not a curated record.